Molecule: messenger RNA, 544 nt
Organism: Rhagoletis zephyria (snowberry fruit fly)
Lineage: Eukaryota; Metazoa; Arthropoda; Insecta; Diptera; Tephritidae
Source: RefSeq, a predicted model, not a curated record
AUGGAAACCGCAGCUAUGAAAUUCAACAGAAAAUCAUCAUUUUCCAUCGCGCACAUUUUAGACGAUAAAACACACAGUUCUAAGAAUCCCACACCUCCGAUGGCGCACAGUAAUGCCAUUGGCGCUGAACAUUUGACGCAGCACGCAAAAAUUAGCAGCUCAGCAUCCGUCAUAACAGGGAGCCCAAAUUCGGUUGCUGCAGCAAUGCAACCACGUAUCGGUGAACCAGUGCCUCCAACAAUUGCCAAUCCCAUCGCGUCCACGACUUAUUCCACGACGCUUCCGCCCAAUGCACAAUACGCAUUCAAGCACCUGCUGCUCAACAGUGAUCACGCCGCAGCUGGCGGUAGUCCGCUGAUGGCGUCGCCUGGUGCAUUACGCUUUGAUCCCGUUUACGAUCCUGCUUCUCUCGUCUAUCAACAAGUCUUGAAUAUGCAGAAGAGCUCCGCGUUAUUUAUGCCACACUUUCAGGCGGCGGCAACUGCGGCUGCGUUAACGCCGUCGGCUUAUUGCGAGCAGUAUAACCCAUUCAUGGAAUGUGAAG